UAUUUUUCCAAAACAAAUUUAAUUUAAUUAAAAAAAUAAUAAUAAUAAAAUAAAAGUGUAUAAUUAUUAAUUAUUAUUAAUAUAAAUAUAUAUAUUUAUACUAUAAAAUAUAUUUUAAGUUGAUUUUUAAUUUAAUUAUUGUGUAAAAAAAAAAAAAAAUAUUUAAAAAAAAAAAAUUUUCUAUUUUUUUUUUAUUGUUAUUAUAUUAGAUUUGUUUACUAGAUACUAUUUUAUUUAUAAAAUGCUACUAAAAAAUAUUUCACUUUUAAUAACAGUUUUUUUAAUUGCAAUAAGCUUUACAAGUGGAGAAAAUGUGCAAAGGGAAAAUAAAAAGUUUGAUGUUAACAGUAUAGUUGAUCAAAUUAAAGAAUAUUCUAAUCAAUAUAAUUUAAACCAACAUCAGUUAAUCAGUGUAAUUAAUUAUGCAUGUAGUUACUAUCCAGAAAACUGUUUGUUAUAUAAUGGUAGAUUACCCGAUGCAUUCAUGUUAUAUGCUAAAACUCUUUUGAAGAGCAAAGCAAAUGAACUCAAUCAAGCAAUUCAAGAGAGUUUAAAUUCAAAUACAAAUAAUGAUUUUUUUAAAAUCUCACCUGAAUCAAGCCAAAAAUUACAAAAGUUAUUUAUUCAAUUUAGUUUAUUAUCUGGUCCAACUACAGCUGAUGGUGUAACAGGAAACGGACAAGGAGCAAUGGAUAUUCAAAACAUUCAAAACAAUGCCAAUGCUCAAUUAGCUGCAGCACAACAACUAAUUCAAAAAGCCAAACUAGAAGCUGAAGCAAAAGAAGCUGCUAAAAAAGAGGCUGAAAAAAAAGAAGCUGAACGUAAAUUAAAGCAUGAUGAAAAGUUAAAGAAAAAAGAAAAGGAAGCUGCUGAAUUAAAAGAAAAACAAGAAAGAGAAAAAAAAGAAAAGGAAGCUGCUGAAUUAAAAGCUAAAAAAGAGCAAGAACAAAAAGAAAAGGAAGCUGCUGAAUUAAAAGCCAAACAAGAGCAAGAGCAAAAAGCUAGGGAUUCUUUAAAAAACAAGAUUGAAGAAGAAUUAAGAGCAAAACUUGCUGCUGAAACUGCCGAAAAAGCAAGACUUGCUGCUGAAGUUGAAAAAGCUAAACAAGCCGCUGAAAAAGCACAACAAGCUGCCGAAGCUGCUGAAAAAGCAAAACAAGCCGCUGAAGCUGAAAAAGCAAAACAAGCCGCUGAAGCUGAAAAAGCAAAGCAAGCCGCUGAAGCCGAAAAAGCUAAACAAGCCGAAGCCGAAAAAGCUAAACAAGCUGAAGCCGACAAAGCAAAACAAUCAAAUAAUAUGCCAACUGAUAAACCCGAUUAUUUAGGUCAAUUCCUCGAUUUCCUUGAUAUUGUAACUCAAAGCAAAAACACCAAUGAUAAAAAUAUUCAAUUCAAACAAAAUACAUCACCAGCAAUUAAAUCAUAAAAAUAUCCCAUUCCUCAAUCAUAUUUUUAUAAAUUUAUUUAAAACAUUAUUUUAGUUUAAUUUAAAAAAAAUAAAAUUUAAUAGAAAUUUAUUUAUUUUCUAUUUUUAUUAUUUCAUUU
This is a messenger RNA of Dictyostelium purpureum, 1545 nucleotides long. RefSeq lists its product as uncharacterized. The transcript is spliced from 2 exons. Lineage: Eukaryota; Evosea; Eumycetozoa; Dictyosteliales; Dictyosteliaceae. The record is from RefSeq and is a predicted model, not a curated record. The coding region runs from base 242 to 1426 and encodes 394 amino acids.